CAAUAACCGUUGUUGUACUUUUUAAAUUUAAGUUGUGCUUUUGACUUCGGAACAAAACAGAUAUGAGAGGAGUACUUUUAGUUAUAUUGCAUUUGUGUUUCAUUGGUGCCAACACAAAGGGGUUUUCUAUUGACGAUCUUGAAAAACGGUUGAGCCAACUUUUACAAUGUGAGAUGCCAUGCAGUUACGAUGACGAAACGUCAUGCCCGCCAGGAUAUCGCUGUGAUUUUGACAUGAAUUAUGAUGAAGGUGUUUGCGUUCGAAGAGAUUACGAAGACAGUUGUUAUCAAGUAGGAUUAGCCCGACUGUACAACGGCAAAGUAUCUCAGACCAUUAAGGGAACCGAAUGUCAACGAUGGGAUUCGAACACGCCGCAUAAACCCUAUCAUCGGUAUACAGUUGAUGAAAAAUUUCCAGAGAAAUCAGUACACGCUGCCAACAACUACUGCCGUGACCCGAGCAAUACCGGAAGACCUUGGUGCUACACUAGUGAUCCAAAUGACAGAUGGGAUUACUGCGAUGUUCCGUCUUGUUACAGUAGAGACUGCUACAGGUACGGGUUUGCAAAAGUAUACCAAGGGUAUGUUUCCGUCACAAUGGAUAACAUACCUUGUCAGAGAUGGGACAGGUCAUAUCCGCAUGACCACAAAUACAAACACUCGGACUAUUACCCAGACGAGUCUGUUGAAGAUGCUGGAAACUUCUGCCGAAGCCCUUCGGGUGCCAAAAUCCCAUGGUGUUACACGACCGGAUCUAAACGAUGGCAAUAUUGUGAUAUUGAGCAAUGCCCAUACACAUAUUGCUACGACACAGACCUGUCAGAGCUUUAUGUUGGAACUGUUACAAAAACGCAGAGUGGAAUAAAAUGUCAGAAUUGGGAUUCCCAGUAUCCACACAAGCACAAAUACGGCAAACCUGAGAAGUUUCCAGAAGGUGACGUCAGCAAGGCAAAGAACUACUGUCGUGAUCCAAGCGGAUACGGGAAACCCUGGUGUUACACUACUGACCAUAUUAAGCGAUGGGAGUUAUGCUGCGUCAUCAACUGUUCAGAUUUAGAGUAAUGCUUAUAUUUGCAAACAACAAAUUAUUAUGCUAAUGACUCACACAAAAAAUAAUAACAAUAAACAUAAUGAAAACGCUGCGAUUUGUUUGUCGAAAAUGUUUCUUUAUUAUUCUUUUAUUUUCAUGUUUCUUUAAAGCUUAUAGAAUGUUUAAAACUAUCUGGCCAUCAAGUUGCUAAUAAGCUUAAAAAAUCAUUAACAUUUUAAACAUUUUUGCCUUAAAUGAGAUCAUAUAUUAUGUAUAUAUAAACAAUAACAUAGUUUUUGUUUUGAUCAUAUCAAACAUAUUAAGGCCAAGAUAAGCCAUUAAUAAACUUUAUUCCUAUUCAUAUACUUAAAAAAAGUUUUCUUUUAAAAUAUUCUUUUGAGCAUUUGUGUUUUCUUUUUAUUUACGUUGUAAUCUUUUUUUCUUUUGUGUGUGUAUGUAUGUGAUUUUUGAGAGAACGUGCGUGCGUGUGUUUGAGUUCACAUUAUCAGAUUUGUUAUAUUAUUAUAUUGUUCCCGAGCUGUGUUAACAUAUUACUAUUAAACAGCGUACUCAGAAAU
Molecule: messenger RNA, 1607 nt
Organism: Ruditapes philippinarum (Manila clam)
Lineage: Eukaryota; Metazoa; Mollusca; Bivalvia; Venerida; Veneridae
Product: plasminogen-like
Exons: 6
Coding region: 63-1061 (332 amino acids)
Molecular function (GO): endopeptidase activity; signaling receptor binding
Source: RefSeq, a predicted model, not a curated record